Messenger RNA from Akanthomyces muscarius, 1608 nucleotides. RefSeq lists its product as uncharacterized. The transcript has 3 exons. The record is from RefSeq and is a predicted model, not a curated record. Gene Ontology annotation, cellular component: cytoplasm. Gene Ontology annotation, molecular function: nucleic acid binding; zinc ion binding. Bases 1 to 1608 code for a protein of 535 amino acids. NCBI's taxonomy places the organism in Eukaryota, Fungi, Ascomycota, Sordariomycetes, Hypocreales, Cordycipitaceae.
AUGGGUGCUUCUCAGUCUGCAUCGUGUGAACAUCCAGUGGCCGACUUGGCUGCCACUAAAACUUGUUAUUACGAGCUCAUCGGUGUUGACCGCGACGCUAACGAGACCGAGAUCAAGAAAGCCUAUCGCAGAAGGGCUCUGGAGCUACAUCCAGACAGAAAUUUCGGAGAUGUGGCUGUAGCGACUCAGAAAUUUGCGGAGCUGCAGUCUGCAUACGAAAUACUGUCGGAUCCGCACGAAAGAUCGUGGUAUGAUUCUCAUCGAGAUGCUAUUCUCAGUGGCCAGGACACCACAGGCGACGGAGCGGAGCCAACUUCUUUCAGAAAUGUUCGCAUAACGUCGACGGAGGAAAUCAUGAGCCUCAUGCGAAAAUUUAACUCAAGUAUCCCUUUCAACGACGAUCCAAUUGGGUUUUUUAGUGUCGCUAGAGAGACAUUCGAGCAUCUUGCUUUGGAGGAAGAGGCAGCUGCAGAGCAAGAGAACGUUGACGCGGUCGACUAUCCUACUUUUGGCCAGGCAGAAGAUACAUACGAACAGGUUGUAAAGCCAUUCUACGCUGCCUGGGCAAGUUUCGUGACCCGAAAAACAUUCGCCUGGAAAGACAAAUACCGAAUAUCAGAUGCUCCAGACAGGCGAGUUCGAAGAUUGAUGGAAAAGGAGAAUAAAAAGUUACGCGAAGAUGCUGCUCGGGAGUUUAAUGACGCAGUCAGGUUUCUCGUGACAUUUGUCAGGAAAAGAGAUCCACGUUAUAUCCCGAAUACACAAACAGAGGCAGAAAGACAAGAGACAUCACGUGUAGCCGCCGCCGCGCAAGCUGCACGAUCUCGUGCCGCGAACCAAGAGCGCAUAGCAGGCUACGAGCUUCCAGACUGGGCUACGUCUCGAGAAAAUCGCUCGGAUGAGGGGGACUUUUCUGUAUCAGAGGCUGAGUCGGAAGUACAAAUAUUGGAAUGUGUGGUCUGUGACAAAAGUUUCAAGAGCGAAAAGCAACUUGAAGCUCACGAGCGCAGUAAGAAACAUACGAAGACUGUGCAGCAACUACGAUGGCAGAUGAGGAAAGAAGGUGUUGAGCUACAGCUAAAUGAAAGCCCACCGCAGGGAGAAGGAUACUAUGAGGCAGUUCCUUUACGAGACAGUAAUCACUCGCCUACUUCAGCCAAGUCGGAUGAACAAGCACCACCCUCACCAGUCUCGGGCUGCGUGGAUAUCGACAUCGAUGACAAGUCAAUCCAAUCUUCUCACCAUUCGGGUGAGGAUGACGACUACGCGCCGGUUGAGGCUAUUAUGAAUCGGGUAGUCAAUGACCAUUCCAGAGACAUCGGCGUUACUACAGAGCCAGAUGGGCGCAGCAUCGACAAUCUAUCGACGACUGCUUCCUCGAUGUCCAUUGGGGUGGAGGGUAGCCCAAGGAAAGUCGGCAAGGCGAAGGCGAAACGAGAAAGAAAAGCUGCGGCCGCGCAGACCGGUAUGAUCUCAAAUCAUCUCUGCACUGUGUGUGCCAAGAAAUUUGAUUCUCGCACGAAACUUUUCGCACAUGUUCGCACCGAAGGGCAUGCAGCCACUCCUAUUGUCGAAACGACCAAGACCGGGAAAGGGAAGAAGAAAUAG